AUGAGGAGACUGGCUUUUCGAGGCGCUGGUUGUGCUCUGGUAAAGCUGAAGAAGUUGGAUUCCAUGGGUUCCAAGAGAAGAAGAGCUACCUCGCCAUCCAGUAGUGUCAGCGGGGACUUUGAUGACGGGCACCAUUCUGUAUCCACACCAGGCCCAAGCAGGAAAAGGAGGAGACUUUCCAAUCUUCCAACUGUAGAUCCUAUUGCUGUAUGCCAUGAACUGUACAAUACCAUUCGAGACUAUAAGGAUGAGCAGGGCAGGCUCCUCUGUGAGCUCUUCAUUAGGGCACCGAAACGAAGAAAUCAACCAGACUAUUAUGAAGUGGUUUCUCAGCCCAUUGAUUUGAUGAAAAUCCAACAAAAGCUAAAAAUGGAAGAGUAUGAUGAUGUUAAUCUGCUGACUGCCGACUUCCAGCUGCUUUUUAACAAUGCAAAGGCCUAUUACAAGCCAGAUUCUCCUGAAUAUAAAGCUGCUUGCAAACUCUGGGAUUUGUACCUUCGAACAAGAAAUGAGUUUGUUCAGAAAGGAGAAGCAGAUGAUGAAGAUGAUGAUGAAGAUGGGCAAGACAAUCAAGGCACAGUGACCGAAGGAUCUUCUCCAAGUUACUUGAAGGAGAUCCUGGAGCAGCUUCUUGAAGCCAUAGUUGUAGCCACAAAUCCAUCAGGACGUCUUAUUAGUGAACUUUUUCAGAAACUGCCUUCUAAAGUGCAAUAUCCAGACUAUUAUGCAAUAAUUAAGGAGCCUAUAGAUCUCAAGACCAUUGCCCAGAGGAUACAGAAUGGAAGCUACAAGAGUAUUCAUGCAAUGGCCAAAGAUAUAGAUCUCCUAGCAAAAAAUGCCAAAACUUAUAAUGAGCCUGGUUCUCAAGUAUUCAAGGAUGCAAACUCUAUAAAAAAAAUAUUUUAUAUGAAAAAGGCAGAAAUUGAACAUCAUGAAAUGGCUAAGUCAAGCCUUCGAAUGAGGACUCCAUCAAAUUUGGCUACAGCCAGGCUGACAGGUCCUUCGCACAGUAAAGGCAGCCUUGGUGAAGAGAGAAAUCCCACUAGCAAGUAUUACCGUAAUAAAAGAACAGUCCAAGGGGGUCGUUUGUCAGCAAUUACCAUGGCACUUCAGUAUGGCUCAGAAAGUGAAGAGGAUGCUGCCUUAGCUGCUGCACGUUAUGAAGAAGGAGAGUCGGAAGCAGAGAGCAUUACUUCAUUUAUGGAUGUUUCAAAUCCUUUUUAUCAGCUUUAUGACACAGUUAGGAGUUGUCGGAAUAACCAAGGGCAGCUAAUAGCUGAACCUUUUUUCCAUUUGCCUUCAAAGAAAAAAUAUCCUGAUUAUUACCAACAAAUUAAAAUGCCCAUAUCCCUACAACAGAUCAGAACAAAGCUAAAGAACCAAGAAUAUGAAACUUUGGAUCAUUUGGAGUGUGAUCUGAAUUUAAUGUUUGAAAAUGCCAAACGCUAUAAUGUUCCCAAUUCAGCCAUCUACAAGCGAGUUCUGAAGUUGCAGCAGGUCAUGCAGGCAAAGAAGAAGGAGCUUGCCAGGAGGGACGACAUUGAGGAUGGAGACAGCAUGAUUUCUUCAGCCACCUCUGAUGCUGGUAGCGCCAAAAGAAAAAGUAAAAAGAACAUAAGAAAGCAGCGAAUGAAAAUCUUAUUCAAUGUUGUUCUUGAAGCUCGUGAGCCAGGUUCAGGCAGAAGACUUUGUGAUCUAUUUAUGGUUAAACCAUCCAAAAAGGACUAUCCUGACUAUUAUAAAAUCAUAUUGGAGCCAAUGGAUUUGAAAAUAAUUGAACAUAACAUCCGCAAUGACAAGUAUGCAGGGGAAGAGGGAAUGAUAGAAGACAUGAAACUGAUGUUCCGGAACGCCAGGCACUACAACGAGGAGGGCUCCCAGGUGUACAACGAUGCGCACAUCCUGGAGAAGUUACUCAAGGAUAAAAGGAAAGAGCUGGGCCCGCUGCCUGAUGACGACGAUGUGGCUUCUCCCAAACUCAAGCUGAGUAGGAAGAGUGGAAUUUCUCCUAAAAAAUCAAAAUACAUGACUCCAAUGCAGCAGAAACUAAAUGAAGUCUAUGAAGCUGUAAAGAACUAUACUGAUAAGAGGGGUCGCCGCCUCAGUGCCAUAUUUCUGAGGCUUCCGUCUAGGUCCGAGCUGCCUGACUACUAUCUGACCAUUAAAAAGCCCAUGGACAUGGAAAAAAUUCGGAGUCACAUGAUGGCCAACAAAUACCAAGAUAUAGACUCCAUGGUUGAGGACUUCGUCAUGAUGUUUAACAAUGCCUGUACAUACAAUGAGCCUGAGUCUUUGAUCUACAAAGAUGCCCUUGUCCUGCACAAGGUUCUGCUUGAAACUCGGAGAGACCUGGAGGGAGAUGAGGACUCUCAUGUCCCAAAUGUGACCCUGCUGAUUCAAGAACUUAUUCACAAUCUUUUUGUGUCAGUCAUGAGUCAUCAGGAUGAUGAAGGAAGAUGCUACAGUGAUUCCUUAGCAGAAAUUCCUGCUGUGGAUCCCAGCUUCCCAAACAAACCUCCUCUUACAUUUGACAUAAUUAGAAAGAAUGUUGAAAAUAAUCGCUACCGGCGGCUCGAUUUAUUUCAAGAGCAUAUGUUUGAAGUCUUGGAAAGGGCAAGAAGGAUGAAUCGGACAGAUUCCGAAAUCUACGAGGACGCGGUAGAACUGCAGCAGUUUUUUAUUAAAAUUCGUGAUGAACUCUGCAAAAAUGGAGAGAUCUUGCUUUCACCAGCACUCAGCUAUACCACAAAGCAUUUGCAUAAUGAUGUGGAGAAAGAGAAAAAGGAAAAAUUGCCAAAAGAACUAGAGGAAGAUAAACUAAAACGAGAAGAAGAAAAAAGAGAAGCUGAAAAGAGCGAAGACUCCUCAGGCGCCGCAGGCCUCUCCGGCUUACACCGCACGUACAGCCAGGACUGCAGCUUUAAGAACAGCAUGUACCAUGUUGGAGACUACGUCUAUGUGGAGCCCUCAGAGGCCAGCCUGCAGCCACACAUCGUCUGCAUUGAAAGACUGUGGGAAGAUUCUGCUGGUGAAAAAUGGUUGUAUGGCUGUUGGUUUUAUCGGCCAAAUGAAACAUUCCAUCUGGCUACACGGAAAUUUCUAGAAAAAGAAGUUUUUAAGAGUGACUAUUACAAUAAAGUUCCCGUUAGUAAAAUUCUAGGAAAAUGUGUGGUCAUGUUUGUCAAGGAAUACUUUAAAUUAUGCCCAGAAAACUUUCGAGAUGAGGAUGUUUUUGUCUGCGAAUCACGGUAUUCUGCCAAAACCAAAUCUUUUAAGAAAAUUAAACUGUGGACCAUGCCCAUCAGCUCAGUGAGGUUUGUCCCUCGGGAUGUGCCCUUGCCUGUGGUCCGAGUGGCCUCUGUAUUUGCAAAUGCAGAUAAAGGGGAUGACGAGAAGAACACAGACAACUCAGAGGACAGUCGAACUGAAGACAGUUUUAACUUGGAAAAGGAGAAAGAAGAUGUCCCUGUGGAAAUGUCAAAUGGUGAACCAGGUUGCCACUACUUUGAGCAGCUCCAUUACAAUGACAUGUGGCUAAAGGUUGGCGAUUGUGUCUUCAUCAAGUCCCAUGGCCUGGUGCGCCCUCGCGUGGGCAGAAUUGAAAAGGUAUGGGUCCGAGAUGGAGCCGCAUAUUUUUAUGGCCCCAUCUUCAUUCACCCAGAAGAGACGGAACAUGAGCCCACAAAAAUGUUCUACAAAAAAGAAGUGUUUCUGAGUAAUCUGGAAGAAACCUGCCCCAUGACAUGUAUUCUGGGAAAGUGCGCUGUGUUGUCAUUCAAGGACUUCCUCUCCUGCAGACCAACUGAAAUACCAGAAAAUGACAUUCUGCUUUGUGAGAGCCGCUACAACGAGAGUGACAAACAGAUGAAGAAAUUCAAGGGACUGAAGAGGUUUUCACUCUCUGCGAAAGUGGUAGAUGAUGAGAUUUAUUACUUCAGAAAACCAAUUGUUCCUCAGAAAGAGCCCUCACCUUUGUUGGAAAAGAAGAUCCAGUUGCUAGAAGCUAAAUUUGCUGAGUUAGAAGGUGGAGAUGAUGAUAUUGAAGAGAUGGGAGAAGAGGAUAGUGAGGUCAUUGAGCCUCCUUCUCUACCUCAACUUCAGACCCCCCUGGCCAGUGAGCUGGAUCUCAUGCCCUACACACCCCCACAGUCUACCCCAAAGUCAGCCAAAGGCAGUGCAAAGAAGGAAGGCUCCAAACGGAAAAUCAACAUGAGUGGCUACAUCCUGUUCAGCAGUGAGAUGAGAGCUGUGAUUAAGGCCCAGCAUCCAGACUACUCUUUUGGGGAGCUCAGCCGACUGGUGGGGACAGAAUGGAGAAACCUUGAGACAGCCAAGAAAGCAGAAUAUGAAGAGCGGGCAGCUAAAGUUGCUGAGCAGCAGGAGAGAGAGCGCGCAGCACAGCAACAGCAGCCGAGUGCUUCUCCCCGAGCAGGCACCCCUGUGGGGGCUCUCAUGGGGGUGGUGCCACCACCAACACCAAUGGGGAUGCUCAAUCAGCAGUUGACACCUGUUGCAGGUGUGAUGAAUCAAGGAGUGGCCCCUAUGGUGGGGACUCCAGCACAAGGCGGAAGUCCGUACGGACAGCAGGUAGGAGUUUUGGGGCCUCCAGGGCAGCAGGCACCACCUCCAUAUCCUGGCCCACAUCCAGCCGGCCCCCCUGUCAUACAGCAGCCAACAACGCCCAUGUUUGUGGCUCCCCCACCGAAGACACAACGGCUCCUCCACUCAGAGGCCUACUUGAAAUACAUUGAAGGACUCAGUGCUGAGUCCAACAGCAUUAGCAAGUGGGACCAAACCCUGGCAGCUCGAAGACGCGAUGUCCAUUUGUCAAAAGAACAGGAGAGCCGCCUCCCCUCUCACUGGCUGAAAAGUAAAGGGGCCCACACCACCAUGGCAGAUGCCCUCUGGCGCCUUCGGGAUUUGAUGCUCCGAGACACCCUCAACAUUCGCCAAGCGUACAAUCUAGAAAACCUUUAAUCACAUCAAUUACGUUUCUUUUAUAGAAGCAUAAAGAGUUUUGUGGAACAGUAGCCAUUUUAGUUACUGGGGGUGGGGGGGAGGAACAAAGGAUGGUAAUUUUUAUUGCAUUUUACUGUACAUCACAAGGCCAUUUUUAUAUAAGGACACUUUUAAUAAGCUAUUUCAAUUUGUUUUUGUUAUAUUAAGUUGACUUUAUCAAAUACACAGAGAUUUUUUUGCAUAUGUUUCCUUCGUUUAAAACCAGUUUCAUAAUUGGUUGUAUAUGUAGACUUGGAGUUUUAUCUUUUUACUUGUUGCCAUGGAACUGAAACCAUCAAAGGUUUUGUCUUGGCUUGGGAUUUUGGUUUUUGGUUUUGUUUUUUUAUAAAAGAACAAACAAAAUGAAAAAAAUACACACAGACGCGCACGCGCACGAGAGUUUACAGAUUAGUUUAAGUUGACAAUUAAAUGUGAAGUUGGUCCUAGUUUACAUCUUACAGAGGGGAGUGCACUGGUGUCUGCAUCAUGUACCUGAGUAUCUUGAGCCACUUCAGCAAAAGCUGUUUUUUACAGGUGAAGUGAAAAGUUGUUACUUCAGGUUACAGGUGUUUGGCAGACCUGGCACAUUUGCUCUGUCAACUCAGAGACUUGCUCCAGAAAUCUGAAGUCAGUGCUGUGCAUCCUUCUGAAGCUGGUGCGUCUCUCAGACACCUGGAGGGAGAGAGCACAGUUUCUUGUGCUGUUAGUCAUCUAUGGUGUCAGGUAUUUCUGCAGAACAUGUGCACAACCCUGAAUUACCUUUAGUCUUGGCAGGUAAGUUUAAGGGUACUUUCGAUCUAUUUAUAUUGAAUUCACAAUUUAUGCCUAUACUUGUUGGAUGAUUUAAAAUUUUAAAUCUCUUACAUUGAAGAAGAUUGAAGUUCACCUUGAAGAAAGCAUUGAGGUGUGCAUAGAGGUGAUUUAUUUUUUAAACCUAACACCCAACCUAACAUAGGGAAGGGAGUGCAUAACCAGAUAUGAGCUGUGUCAGAAGCGUAAUUGUAAAAAGGGUAGACUGUCUACAUAUGCAAGUAUGUUUUCGUAUCUAUUUCCUCACCAGAUGUGGCAUUUUUUUUUUCCUUCUAAGUCUCAGCAUGGUAAUUCUCAACCAGAAAUUUAAGGCUUUCUAAAAUGUUUUUUAAAUUUAAUUUGUGCUUUUGAAUUUCAGGAGAAAGUAAUUAUAAUCUAAGAAAAUACUCACUUAAAAAGACCAUUAUGGAUCCCAAACACUUGGGGUUGACCCUUUCUCUUUCAUAUGAGCCUCGAAUGAACAUCUGGAGGCAGAGUAUGAUGCACAGACAGGUAGAAAAGCACCACACCUGGAUUCCACUCGGUUUUUGAAACCUGUUUUUUUGUAACAAGAUUGUUGCCAUUUUGGUGGAGCUUCCCUUGCUGUUUGUAAAUUGAGAGAGUGACUCUCAAGGGAUACUUUUUUCUUUUAAUCUGGUAUGAAUCAAUAGCUGGAUAUUUAAUUGCCAUUCUUUCUAAAUCAUGGGAACAAAAGUGUGUAAAAUGGAAACAAGUCUCCUGUAUUCUAGAUACUUUAAAUACAGGAGGCCUUUGUAACUUAAUUGCCUAUAGUCAACCACUGGAUCUCAGUUUGCAUCAAGUAUUUUAAAUAAUUCUGAAUUUUAAAAAAUGUAUUGCAGUAGUAUGUCAUUACCUUAUUGUUAAACUGAAUCAGAUAAAGAAAUCUUCAGCUCCUAGUUAUUUGGGCCAUUGAAUCAUCAUGGACUGUAUAAUACAAUCAGAUUAUUUUAUUUCUAGACAUUCUUGAAUUACACCAAAGAACCUGAAAUCUAAUUUUGGUUAAGUUAUUUAUUUAUUUCAUGCACCCAUUUUAUUUCCCUUUUUAAGGUCUGGAUGAGGCUUCUUUGGGAAGCUUCUAAAAACUUCUUUGGGCUAGGUGGGGCAUUAGAAGCCAGGGCACUCCUCCUCCGGGCUCCUUCCCAGUGUCUAGAGGUGCUGUAGAAACCAUAGAUCCAGCCAGGGGCUUCCCUAAGGCAGUGCAGAGCCGGGCCAGGGGGCCAGUAGGCAGGCCCUAAUUAAGUUUAAAAAAAAAAAAAAUCUAUGUAUUUAUUUUAGAAUCAUGUCUUUCUGUAUAUUAACUUGGAGAAUAUCAGUUAAUAUUUAGGAUAUAAGAUUUGAGGUCAGCCAUUUUCCAAAAAAGAUAAGCCAAAAAAAAUUGUUUUUAAUGUCCUGACUUAAGAAAGUACAAGUGAACUAUAUACAUCUUUUUUUUUCCCCCAUGAGUUUUAGGAACUAGUGAUAUGGCUUAGAAAGUUUAAUGGCCUAAAUGUUUUCAAAAUGUAAGUUCAUGUGGAAAAGAAUUUUAUUUGGGAGAAAACCUAUAGGUUUAAAAUAGUAUGUCAGCCAACUGAUUUAAAAGGCCUUUGAACUGCUUUGUUUUUGAACCCACCCUUGUCUUCCUAUGAGGAAGAACUGAAAGGGGACACUUCUUUGUGUGAAAUCUCAAACUGGUGUUGUUGACUUCUGAGCUUGAACAUUUUCAGACCUAAUUCAAACUUGGUUUAUUCUAAUUUCUGUAUCAAAGGAGGUUUAAGUGGUAACUAGUCUUAUAACAUGUAUGUAUCAUAUGUUUGUUCACUUAAAGCUUUUUAAUCCAAAUAAAAAUGGAGUUUGCAAAGUGAUUUGGAUUAACCAGGUUUGGUUGUUCUGUUUAAGCUUGUGUCAGAUGUUAGGUUCAAGCAGAGUUAAUUCCUGCAAGCCUUGAUUCUAUGCUGACAGGGAUAUAUAGCUGCCAAUUUAAAGGAACAAAGCUCCUCAGGUGGAGGCAAAAAUCAGUGAGCAGACCCUGGUUCAGGGCUCAGGCUGCGUUAGCACAGGCUGAAUGCAGUCACACUGCAGCUGGACAUGCCCCACGAGAAGCCUCCCAGGCAGGCAGUCAGGGAAUUCCUAACAUGUCCUCAUCGUGGGCAGAAAUACGGUUGAAGUUAAAAUUGUAGAGUUACUGAUGGUGGAAGGUAAGGAAAGCGUGUCUUGUAUCAUAAAGCCAUGUAAGCCCUUUCAGACAGCGGUCUGUGGCCAGAAGAGACCAGUGGCCCAGGUAUGUCUUCAACAUGCUUAUAAGCUCUUAAAAACAUGACCACACUUUUAAUAGAAGUGUUGGUAAAAUCAACCAACUGUUUUCCUCUAAUAUCACUUUGCAAAUCCCUGUGACUCUGUACCCCUAAGUGUUCGGGGCUGUACUGCCCUCUGUGCUCACGAGCAUACUUUGAAUAAUCACUGAUGAAUAGUUGAACAUUCCCACUGAACACUGUG
Molecule: messenger RNA, 8280 nt
Organism: Neomonachus schauinslandi (Hawaiian monk seal)
Lineage: Eukaryota; Metazoa; Chordata; Mammalia; Carnivora; Phocidae
Gene: PBRM1
Product: polybromo 1
Exons: 30
Coding region: 1-4977 (1658 amino acids)
Biological process (GO): chromatin remodeling
Cellular component (GO): RSC-type complex
Molecular function (GO): chromatin binding; protein binding
Source: RefSeq, a predicted model, not a curated record